AUGAUUGGGCUGCUUCUGCAUUGUACCGAAACCGAUAACACCUACAGUCUUGUCCAAACUUCGAUGCCUGACAAGUAUUCAAUUCAAUUAUCAACCCCUUCGCAUUACCGUCCGUUUCGCGCAAAGAAUCUUCAAGCUCUCAUAAAUUUAUUCCUUUUCAUACAUUCAUUGCGAAUCUUAUUGUUAAUGGCUGUGGAAGAAUUGGUUGAGCUCAAAUUCAGGCUUGCUGAUGGCAGUGAUAUUGGACCAAUCAAAUACAGUUCCAGUACAACUGUGGGAUUUCUCAAAGAAAAGAUAAUUGCACAAUGGCCCAAAGACAGAGAAAAUGGACCUAAAUCUAUAAAUGAUUUAAAGCUUAUUAACGCGGGAAAGAUACUGGAAAACAACAAAACACUUAUGGAAUCGCGAUUGCCACUCACUGAAGUUCCUGGAGGUGUCAUUACUAUGCAUGUCGUUGUGCGUCCUCCUCUUCUGGACAAAAAUACUGAUAAACAGAAGGAUGAUGCCAUGAAGAAAGGAGUAUUACACCUGUUAAUAGAUGCAAAGAAGCGAGAAUGCCAAGUUUACUUGUUUGUUGCCAUUGUCACGCCGGUUCAGUGCUUUGCCAUUGUUGGUGCCCAAUUGUGGAGCAUAAUGCUUUGCUUUGUGAAUUCAGAUGAUGAAUUGGUUUCACAGGAAGUUGAAAUGCAGUAUUGCAUUUGUAGAACUCAAUAG
Molecule: messenger RNA, 714 nt
Organism: Fraxinus pennsylvanica
Lineage: Eukaryota; Viridiplantae; Streptophyta; Magnoliopsida; Lamiales; Oleaceae
Source: the annotation of a GenBank genome assembly